AUCUUCACAAGGGCCACAGACCCAAUGAACCCAGCGAGAGUCGCAUACAUAGUUAAAGCAGUGCAAUAUGGUAAGGAACUCGCACCAGAAGAACGGGAACAGGUCGAAGCCCUCGUCACGCGCUACGCCGACAUAUUCGCAUGCUCCCUGUCAGAAGUCUUCCAUGUACCGGGAGCUCAACAUCGCCUCAACAUACCGGAAGGCACCACCUUCAGCUUACGGGUGCACCAGAGAGCCUUAACACCACCGCAAGCACAGUUCCUACAUGGGAGAAUAGAUGAGAUGGUAGAAGCUGGGAUCAUCGAACGGACGACGCCGGAAGCGGUCAAAUGUUGCGCUACCACAGUUCUCGCGCAAAAAGCCCAC
Suillus clintonianus is the source of this 366-nucleotide messenger RNA. RefSeq lists its product as uncharacterized. Lineage: Eukaryota; Fungi; Basidiomycota; Agaricomycetes; Boletales; Suillaceae. The transcript has a single exon. The annotation marks the transcript as partial. The record is from RefSeq and is a predicted model, not a curated record.